AUGAGGUGGCAGACGUUUCGGUUAAUCUCAAUUUACGCGGCGCUCUCGGCCAUUACCAAUUUCCCCUCCGGAUUCACCAAUUCCUCAGUCAACACUGCCGUCGAGCAACUUCACAAGUAAUGAAGCCGUCUGACUGAAAUUAAAUUUUUAAAUAACUGUUCAGAUUCAUUGCAAGUUCGCUUCGACAUGCAGGAUUGCGGGAGGACGAGAAUACGAUCGCUCUGCUCCAGGUUUUCAAAAUGUUUGGAAGAUUUCUGGAAAUUUGUAUUUUCUUUCAGUCUGCCACCCUCAACUGCUGGUUUGUAGCCCAAAUCUUUGGCGCAAUUAUGACGCCGAUGAUUUCCGAUCGGUUCGGAAGAAAAAGUGAGGAAUUGAGACACUUCCUGGUUCUAAAUUCUCCGCAUUUUCCAGUCGGCUACAUUGUGUGUGUGGGCACCACGAUUUUUGCCACCUUUGUUCAGUACUUCUCAAUGUGCUUCUACAUGCCGUGGGGACUGAUCAUCGGACGGUCUCUGACCGCUCUGGUCUCUCCGCUCGGAGACGCGUGUCUUCUGCUCUACGUCCAGGAAACGUCGCCCAUCGAGAUUCGGGGAAUGUCGUCGUUCCUUUGCGAAAUUGGCUACGGCACCAUGUGUGUGCUCGGAAUGGUUAUGGGCAUGAAAUCCGUGCUCGGCGAGUCGCUCUCUCGGCUCCUGCUGCUCUCGCUGGUCCCUCUGUUCUUGUCGCUUUGCUUUGUGCUUCGGAUACCAGAAACACCAAAGUUUCUGAUGAUUACUAAGUAAUUUACUCAUUAAAUCCUCCCCAAAUCAUGUAUAAUUUCCAGAAAUGACCGGGAAAACGCGAUGCGUUCACUGGAAUACUUCCAAGGAUCAUCGCCGUCCAACGUCUUCCAACUCAACGAUUACCAAGCGGAAAAGAUGACGGAGAGGGCGUCGCAGGACUCCACAUUCGUCGAGCUUCUGUCCAAAUGGCACCUCCGUCAGGCGAUGCGUCUCGCCCUCGCCACUCUCUCACUAACACUCUCGUUCUACCCGAUCCUCCAGUCCUCCACCUUUUUCCUUCUUCAAUCCGGGAUCUCUCUGUCAGCUUCCCUCCGCUUUUCACUGUUUUCAAUCUGUAAUUUCAGUGAGGUCGCUCAGUGGGGCUCCACAUUGGCUCAGGUUGUUCUGACACUCUCCUCCUGCUUCGGCGCCUCGAUUAUCGAUCGAUUCUCGCGACGGAAGCUGCUCAUCACCUUCGGAAUAGUCUCGAAUGUCCUUCUCAUUGCGUUCUCCUUCUUUUCACACCUCUCAAUCAACGCGAACUCGCCGUACCCGUGGCCAAAGUACGCGUGUCUCGGCUCUUUGCUCGCCUACUGCAUCUCAUUCGGAAUGGUGCUCGGCCCGUUGUCGUGGUUCGUUGCGCCAGAGCUCGUCAGCCAACGCCACCGAUGCACCAUCUUUUCCGCCUGCUUCGCAAUCCACAAUUUGCUCAUCGCGCUCACGGACUUUGCGACGAUACCGCUGUUCCAUGUGGGCACAAUGGUCCUGUAAAGCAAAACAUGACAAAUAUUCUUCCAGGUCUUCGGCAGCAUGGUCUUUGUGUUUCUGUUCGUGAUUCCGUCGUCUCUGUGCAUCUGCUACAUCUACCUAUUCAUGCCGGAGACGUUGGGCCGCACGACGCUCGAGAUCAUCCACGAGAUCAUCGACCGCGGACUGCACGGCUCGGACUACAAGGACGCGGAUCUGGAGACGCCCGCGAUGCAAGUCCGCCCACGGAUGUUUACCUCAAACUCGGACGGUCAUCUUCAAGUCUAUUAA
Molecule: messenger RNA, 1799 nt
Organism: Caenorhabditis sp. 36 PRJEB53466
Lineage: Eukaryota; Metazoa; Nematoda; Chromadorea; Rhabditida; Rhabditidae
Source: the annotation of a GenBank genome assembly